AUGAACGGCGCACUCCAUUGGGUUUGUUGCCUUCAGGGUUAUAAGUGUGGAGUUUUGCUUUUCGAUUUGUCAAACAAUGAAUUUGAGGUGAUGAUGUUGCCAAACAGGAUUCGGGCGGAUAUGGCCGAUAGUAUUGAUGUUUACAAGGGAUUGUUGGCAAUUUUCCUGUUUGACAGCUACGGGGUUGGUAUCCCUUUCGAGUUUUCCGUAUGGGUCAUGGAGACUUACCCAGAUGAAGAAUCCUGGACUAACAUUGAUCUUAGUAACGACAUAUACUUGAGUCCAUUAUUCGAUGUAUUUCCAACCUUCUCGCUGUCACUGGCAGGAAUGGGAACGAAUUCUAUUGUAUUAUUGCUGGAUGAUAAUCAAUUAUUGGAAGUCAAGGAGUCGGAGGGUGGGAAGUUUGAAUCUAGCCUGUGUUUACCAUCAAUGAAAUGGUCAUCUGUUAAGUUGGUUACCAUUGCACAGAGCCUAAUGUUGCUUGACUGGGGUCUGUGA
Oldenlandia corymbosa var. corymbosa is the source of this 498-nucleotide messenger RNA. The record is from the annotation of a GenBank genome assembly. Lineage: Eukaryota; Viridiplantae; Streptophyta; Magnoliopsida; Gentianales; Rubiaceae.